AAGAAGGUUAUCCGGGAGAAGAAGGUUAAUCCGGGAGCUGCUUGUCCGGGAGCUGAAACACUACCGACGAGCCCGCCCUUUUCCGCUCUUUACGCUCACACACGAACGUCUAUUUUAGGCUGAAGCCAGACCACUGCAACAGUGACGACGUCCGUUCCGCAGAUUGCAGAAAAACUAACAAUACAAUGUUGGAGUUAGACGUUGACACAGAGUGUCCUCCACCGUUCGGUCUAUUUGCAAGAAAUCAGUUGUUUUUCCUGUCAGAGGAAAUUACGUUUGCAAAUCACGGCUCCUUCGGUACAGUGGCCCGGCCGGUGAUGGAGCUACAGCGUCGUCUACACGAUACCACAGAAACAUGCCCGGAAGAGUGGUUCAGAAUCACGUCCUACCCGCUGUGGCUCGAAUCAUGCCAGACUGUUGCAGAAUUCGUAGGAACGACAGCAGAGAAUGUUGUUUUGGUCGACAAUGCGACGACGGCUGUUAAUUGUGUCCUGAAGUCGCUCCGCUUUACCAAGAACGAUGCGAUUCUGGUGUCUGACCAUACAUAUGGGGCGGUUGAAUACACUGCAUUGGCUGUUAGUGAUAUCACUGAGGCAGCAGUGGUGACACACGUCUUUCCGUUUCCAAUUGAAAGUGUUGAGCAGUUUGUUGGCUCUUUUGAGGCGGCACUUAGAGCUGAUCCUCGAAUUCGAAUUGCAAUCAUUGACCACAUCUGCAGUGUUUCUGCAUUGCUUCUGCCUGUUAGACGACUGAUUGACAUUUGUAGAUCGAGGAAUGUGUUGGUGCUAGUGGAUGGAGCACAUGCACCUGGUCAAGUGCCAAUCGACUUGACCUACUUGGAUCCGGACUAUUACACAGGGAACUUCCACAAAUGGGUGUAUGCUCCUCGAGGUUGUUGUGUGCUCUACAUCAAUCCUAAGCACCACGACAAAAUCAAUCCACUUGUGACAUCGUGGUAUUGGAAGAAGAGCUUACACGAACGUUUCUACCAGCAAGCAACAAGAGAUAUUACAUCUUGGCUCUGUGCUAAGCCAGCCAUACAGUUUUAUCGCUGGUUGGGUGGCAUGGAGAAAAUAACUGCAUACAACAGUUCAUUGUCUCAAUGGGCAAGUGCUUUGCUUGCAUCCAAAUGGAAAACAGCAGAACAGCAGAUUCCAGCAGAAAUGCGUGCCCCCAACAUGUCUGUCAUCGCCUUGCCAUCCAACAUUGGCUACGACAAUACUGCAGCAGAUGCCGACCGCCUGAUGAAGGAUAUCGCAAAGAAACACAAAGUAUGGGUAGCAAUGACUUGCUUCAGUAAUCGCCUUUGGUGCCGGAUUUCAUCUCAAGUUUACAAUGUGAGAGAUGAUUAUGAACGUGUAGCAGAAGCUGUGCUGGACAUGAUGAAACACUGAUUACUUUUAUAACCACAACUGAGUUUGUACUAAUUUCAUAAUUAUUUAAACUGAUACUUCAAAAUUUAAGGAUGAAUUUGGCAAGUAGGCAUCAGUAAGAUUUUCAACUGACGUUCAGUGCCUGAGGAAAUUGACAAUGCAAAUACUGUUUACUGUCCUAAGAAAUAAGACUACUGUAACAAUGCUGUUUGACAUACCGGCUUCUACACAAACUCUCAGUAUCAAUAGGAGGCAAUGAAUCACCUGGAUUUCACCAACAUUACAGAAAUAGAGAUAAAGUUUAGUUUGACAAGUUUUUGUUACGCAAAUUCGUUUAAAUAUGACAAU
This is a messenger RNA of Corticium candelabrum, 1721 nucleotides long. RefSeq lists its product as uncharacterized. The record is from RefSeq and is a predicted model, not a curated record. NCBI's taxonomy places the organism in Eukaryota, Metazoa, Porifera, Homoscleromorpha, Homosclerophorida, Plakinidae. The transcript is spliced from 3 exons. The coding region runs from base 186 to 1394 and encodes 402 amino acids.